Engraulis encrasicolus (European anchovy) is the source of this 4612-nucleotide messenger RNA. RefSeq names its product cGMP-inhibited 3',5'-cyclic phosphodiesterase 3A-like. NCBI's taxonomy places the organism in Eukaryota, Metazoa, Chordata, Actinopteri, Clupeiformes, Engraulidae. Gene Ontology annotation, cellular component: cytosol. Bases 623 to 3892 code for a protein of 1089 amino acids. Gene Ontology annotation, biological process: positive regulation of oocyte development; oocyte maturation. The transcript is spliced from 14 exons. Gene Ontology annotation, molecular function: calmodulin-activated 3',5'-cyclic-GMP phosphodiesterase activity. The record is from RefSeq and is a predicted model, not a curated record.
CUCUCUCGUCGGGCUUCCCUAUCCCGCAUUGGAGCGCGUUAAUGGGAGUAUUUUGUCUAUGCGCUCCGGCGGCAGACCUGAAUCAAAACCCACGGAAGCAAAAAGCCGAGGAAGAGUGAAAUGUGAGUCAAUUCUCGCGGACACAUCACGCACGCAUGGGACUGUGGAUGUGUUUCAAGCGGACAGCGCGCGCGAGAGUCGAGCGAUCUUAACCUGAGGUGACAAAGGACUCUGAAGUACGUCGGCGCAGCUCACGCGCAAUCGUUAAGACGCACGAGGGGUGCAAAACAGCAAAUGACCUAAAUCUGUUCACCGUCAGAAGUUGGUCUGUCUCACUGUUCAGUUCCAUUCUUUAACAGGAGGAGGGGACUCCUGCCCUCUACCUAAUGUACCUGGUGGCAGAACAAAGGCAAGGGAAGGGAUGCAUUGUGAUGAAGCAUGUAAAUCAAACUACUUACUGCACGUGUGUAUAUUAUGCAGGACAUAUAUUUCUUCUGCAAUGACUUACAUGCCCUCUGGAUUUGUUAUGCAUCGCACUGACUAACGCAUUAAUGUCGCGAUGGCUUAGCAGCCAAUCCUCCUAACUUGUUACAGGGUACUCUGCUUUGCGAGUCUGCAAGUGAUGGCCGUGAACUCUGACAGUGAAAGUGGUGCAUCAGGCUCCUCCACGCGCGAGAGUAGUAGCUCCAAGGCGCCCCAUCGAAAUGGAUAUAUGAAAACAUGUGUCGUGUCGCUCCGUCAGGACUCUGACUGUGGCUGGUGGGAGAGGCUUAUAUUCAAUAAAAUAUGGACUUCCCAAAAGCUGAACUCCACCGUGUGCGUGGGGUCGCUUUCGUUUUUUCUCGCUCUGGUGGUCAAAUGCGUGGAGUGGGAGAGUGAAUCAGGCGGUGACAGACAGCCAGCCUCGUCGUCCUUCAUUCAUUUUCUAUCCAGCUGCGCGGGGGAGCUAUUGCUAACUUUGUGGCAUGUUAUCUCGCCUGUUUUCACCCUUGCAUGUGCCUUCUUCUGGGUCGGUCUCUACCUAAUCCGGUGCGGAAUAUACAUAAGAACUUCUCUGUUCCUUCUCACAGUGUGCCACUUGGGCGAAGCCUCGGCGCGCUGCCUGUUCGACGGGGCGAAUGGUCAGACGUUCUCUCUUACGUCUGCCGUGGUGGUGCUCGCUUGCUUGGCAAGCGGCGCACUCAUGGUGCUGAGACUUAAACAGGGGGUCUCCGUCAUCAUUUUCAUCAGCGUCCUCAGGACUAUUUCGCUCAUAUCCCUGAACAAAGUGCGAGGAGCCUGGAGACCUUACUUGGCAUACCUGGUCGGAGUGGUUGGAAUCUUACUAGCGAGGUAUGCUGACAAGGUCUUUCCGAAAGAAGGGACUCACCGGGAGGGUUGUACCUCCGUGACUGGGUCGAAGGAAGAGGUCCCUGUAUUUAAAAGGCGAAGGAGGUCCAGCUCGGUAAUAUCCUCAGACAUGGCACACGGUCAGUCCAACAGCAAGUCACUUAGGAGGACUUCAUUGCCAUGCUUGCAAAGAGACCAGAUACACCCAGAAUGGGACCAAAAGAGAGGAUCCAGAGGAUCACAGUCGCUGGGCACGAGCGUGACGGUGGACAUCGCGGUGAUGGGCGAGGCUCAUGGCAUGAUCUCGGACCUGCUGGCGGACCCCUCUCUCCCCGCCCACACCUGCACCUCCCUGCGCGCCGUCAGCAGCCUCCUCAGCACGCAGCUCACCUUCCAGCCACUGCACCGGCCGCGACUCAGCCAGAUGCAGCCCGGCGCCGGCUCCGGCACCGCUGGCCCCGCCUCCGCAGACGCACACGCCUGCUCCGACUCCGAGGAGGGUUCCGAGAAGCCAGAGAAGCUCACCAUUCCAAAACGCCUGAAGCGGAGUUUGCCUCCGGGGCUGCUGCGUAAGAUCUCGUCCUCCUGGACCACCACCACCUCUGCCACGGGGCUGCCCACCAUCGAACCCGGGCCCGUACGCACCAUCGAGCCUGGGCCCGUACGCAGGGACCGGAGCGCCAGCAUCAAGCCUUACCACGAAGCCCUCAUCUGCAGCUGUGGGCGACCCUUCAGCAAGCUGAGCCAUGGGGAGGGAUCCACAGACCGGAUACACCGGACAGAUGACCUGGUGGUGGGGUCGUCGGACUACGAGAGCAUGGCGGAGGCCAACCACAGUGACAGCAGCGAGCAGGGCCCAGGAGAGGAGCAGGCGGAGGGGGCACAGAGGAGCGCGGAGCCCCCUGACACACACCGGAGCUACCGAUCACCCAGCGUCAUCCUGCACCCACUCAUCCCUGCAGAGGAUAAACCCAUCCUGGCUCCAGAGCCGUUCGUCAUGGAGGACCUGGAGCCCCUGAUGUGCCAGAUCAACAACUGGAACUUCCCCAUCUUCAGGCUGGUGGACAAGACCCAGGGCAGGUGCGGACGCAUCCUCAGUCAGGUUGCCUACAAGCUCUUUGAGGACACGGGGCUCUUUGAGAUCUUCAAGAUCCCAGUGCAAGAGUUCAUGAACUACUUCCAUGCCUUAGAGAGCGGCUACAGAGACAUCCCAUACCACAACCGUAUCCAUGCUACAGACGUGCUGCAUGCCGUGUGGUACCUCACCACCCAGCCUGUGCCCGGCCUUCCCAGCGUCCUCCAUGACCACAACUCUGCCAGUGACUCGGACUCGGACAGUGGCGUGGCCCACAGCCACAUGGGGUACCUGCUGUCCAAGACGUACCCGGUGUCGGAGGACGGCUACGGCUGCCUGUCGGGCCUCAUCCCCGCUCUGGAGCUCAUGGCUUUCUACGUGGCCGCCGCCAUGCACGACUACGACCACCCCGGACGCACCAACGCAUUCCUGGUAGCGACUAGUGCCCCACAGGCCGUGCUGUACAACGACCGUUCUGUGCUGGAGAACCACCAUGCGGCGGCGGCCUGGAACCUCUUCAUGUCCCACCCCGAGUACAACUUCCUGGGUCACCUGAGCCACGUGGAGUUCAAGCGGUUUCGCUUCCUGGUCAUCGAGGCCAUCCUCGCCACCGACCUGAAGAAGCACUUCGACUUCCUGGCCGAGUUCAAUGCCAAGGUGGCCCAUGAUGUAGGCACGGGCAUCAACUGGUCCAAUGAGAACGACAGACUGCUGGUCUGCCAGAUGGCCAUUAAACUGGCCGACAUCAACGGCCCUCUGAAGGCUAAGGACCUCCAUCUCCAGUGGACACAGGGGAUCGUCAACGAGUUCUAUGAACAGGGAGAUGAGGAGUCCAGCCUGGGCUUACCCAUUAGCCCCUACAUGGAUCGCUCGGCGCCCCAGCUGGCCAAGCUGCAGGAGUCCUUCAUUACGCACAUCGUCGGGCCGCUCUGCACCUCGUACGACUCGGCCGCCCUCAUCCCGGGACGCUGGGUGGAGCCCCCUGGAGGUGUGGUGGUGGAGGAGGAGGAGGGGGAGGCGAGCGAGGAUGGAGGAGGAGGAGAGGGAGAGCUGGAGUCUUCAGGGGCGACUCAGGCAGCUGAGGAAGAGGAGGAGGAGGAGGAAGAUGAAGAUGCUUCUACCAGCUCUGAGGCCUCACAGACCCAAGCGGCCCCCAAGAAGCAGCGGCGGAAAGUCUUCUGCCAGAUCACGCACCACCUGGUUGAGAACCAUGAGAUGUGGAAGAAGGUGAUCAGCAGCGAGGAGCAGAAGGAGGAGAAGAAGGAGGCCAGCAGCAACCCCACCGAGGAGCCCAUCACAGAGGAGGAGGAGCCGGCGAGCAAAGAGGAGUCGGCCGGGGGAGGAGGACGAGGAGGAGGCGAGGAGGCGACAGCCGGAGACGGAGAUGGAGAUGGGGAGGAGGGCCUGUCAAGUCUGGAGGAUAUCGACUCCCCACAGCCAGAGGAGGAGGAGGAGGCGCAAGAGGAGCCAACGGCCCCAGAGGAGUGAAGCGUUGUUUUGGGGUGGGGAGAGAAGCGUCUCUCGUUUGCCCCACAGGAAUUAAGUGGUUUUGGGAGGAGGGAGGUUGAGGGAGAAGUGUCUCUGUUUUAGCGUGACAAACUUUCACAGAUCCGACGUCAGAGUCUCCAGCACAUUCACUUAGUAAAGAAACACUGUAGCAGGGAAUCAGAAGGAGGGAGCACGCGCCCGGAACACACUAAGGCUUCUUUUCAGCAAGCAGAGAGAGAGAGAGAAAGAAAAAGACAGAAAGAGAGAGAGAGAGAGAAAAAGAGAGAGAGAUAUCUCCCUCCUUUGUCUCUCAUCAACACUCUUCGAAAGACAUUGUUUCGUUUUUCCACAGGGAGACAGACAGGACAGACACUCUUCUCCUCUUCUCCACUUCUCCUCUUCACCUUCUCCUCUCCUCUUCAUUUCCGAUGUCAGGUGUGAAGAGACUCUGACUUUCUCGGAGCAGGAACCAACACCGCAGCGCUGAGUCACCAAAUCACCUGAUUGGUCUCUCAGCCUGCGGCCUCCUCAACGCUGAGUCACCAAUCCCACCUGAUUGGUCUCUCAGCCCUGUGGCCUCCUCAACGUCGCCAGUAAAACUGCUAAACAAUAACAAUCCCCCCAAACCCUGUUGACACAUCACAGACUUAUGCAAUUUUUUAAAAGGGGUAAAUUACUUUGGAAGCCAGCCCAGUGCUUGCAACGCAACACACACACACA